GGCUCUCUGCUUGCCAACGCGCGCUGAGUUCCGCUCAGUCUGGCCAAUCGUGUCCCGCUGUGGUUGAGCAGCACCAUUGCAGUGUGGGGAGAUCAUACGGAGGUACUGCUCGCUUAGAGAGGGAGCAUCGGGAGGAAAGAUACUCGACCUGGGUGACCGCUCUGGGCUAACACCACCCCUACUUCCCCUGCACGGCCACCGCGUGACAUUGCCACAACCUGCUCGAGUCGGGGUGACCCUCAGUGAUUGACAAAUGUGUGACACUGUGGAGAAACAUUUGCCUCUCCUAGUGGAGAUCUGAGUUCUGGGACACUGAGGCAGCCGAGGGGGGGGUCUCUGAGGAAGAUGCUGGGUUCAGAGCGCGGUGUUGUCGAAGAAUGGCUCUCAGAAUUCAAGUCCUUACCAGAAACCCACAUCCCCAGCUACGCCGGCAGCCUUCAUCUGAAGAAGUCCCUGGUGCCAGCACUCUACAGAGUCAUCCAAGACCCCAACAAUGAGCUACUGGAGCCCGUGUGCCACCAACUGUUUGAGCUGUACCGGAGCUCUGAAGACCGCCUGCGCCGUUUCACCUUGCAGUUCCUGCCUGAGCUGGUGUGGGUAUACCUGCGCAUCACAGCCAGCAGGGAUCGCCAGAGCAAUGGGUGCAUCGAGGCCCUCCUCCUGGGCAUCUAUAACCUGGAGAUCGUGGACAAAGACGGCAACAGCAGGCUCCUCUCCUUCACUAUCCCAUCUCUGUCCAAACCAUCGAUAUAUCAUGAGCCUUCUAGCCUGGGAUCCAUGGCCCUGACAGAAGGAGCGCUCUGUCAACAUGACCUGAUCAGAGUGGUGUACAGCGGCCUCCAUCCUCAGAGAGAGACCUUCACAGCUCAGAACAGGUUUGAAGUGCUGUGUUUCCUCAUGCUCUGCUACAACUCUGCUGUGGUCUACAUGCCCCUGUCAUCCUAUCAGUCAGUCUGCAGAAUGAGCUCACGGUUGUGUGUUUGUGGCUUCCCCCGGCAGCAGCAGAAGCUUUGGAGGGAACCAUGCAACCGCGUGCUGCUCGACCCCGAGUUCAUGGUGCAGAUGCUGACUGCUGUCUAUCAUGCUAUAUACAACGGAGAAUGGGAGAUGGGACGGGAAGCCCUGGAGGACAUUCUGUACAGAGCCCAGCUGGAGCUUUACUCUCAGCCUCUGCUGCUGGGAAACGCCAUGAAGAACUCGCUGCCAGACAACGCGCCCGACGAGCCGCAGGGGCGCAAGGUGCUCCAGGUGGAGGUGACACCCACCAUUAGCCGCAUCUCCAUCUCGGCCAUCACCACCGCCUCCAUACGACGCCACCGCUGGAAGAGAGAGGAUUGUUUUGACUACUCAACCGGUGCAGAGUUGAGCCUCAUCGUCAAUCCUCCUAGCCUCGCCCAGAACCACCACCACCACACUCCUUGGGACCCCGCAGCCAAUGAGGAGAGAGGAAGGCGGCCUCACAGCCACCACAGCAGCAGCAGCAGCAGCAUCAUUCCCCCCAUCACAUUUGAGGACGCUGAUGGCAUGAGCGGCGGGGAAGAUUCCUUCAACGUCAACGACCCUGACGAGGGUUUCUCCUCUGGGGCGUCCAACAGCAGCCAGCCCAGCGGCACCAAGACAGGCGGCGGCGUAGGGCAGAGGGGCGGCAGUCUGAACAGCAGCAGCAGCAGCAUCAAGAAGGCCAUCACAGCCCGGCUGUCUCGCGACAAAGAAAAGGAGCGGGAGAAGGAGGCGGAUUUGUCAGCGGACCACCAGGUCCCCAUGAGGAGGCACCACCAGAGGCAGCAGUCGCCCCCAGCCAGCAUCAACUUGGAUGCCAUCCAGCUGAGCCCCAUCAAGAAGCACCUGAGCUUCCCCGCGGGGCCGGCUCUGGUGCGGACUGGCAGCACCUCCUCCAGCAAGUCCUUUGACUGCAUGAGUUUCAACCUGAACGGCAGCAACCUGCGAGAGAAGGCGGCGGGAGGCUCAGACAAAGAAGGGGGGCUCCCGGCAGGCGGCACCCACCGACAGUCCACCAUCAGCCUGAAGGAGGAGCACCUCAUCAGGCCAGAGGAUGCUCAGGACCUCCUAUCUCCUGGAGCUCCUCUCACCAAGCAGUCCCGCUCCCCCAGCUUCAACAUGCAGAUCAUAUCACAGGUCUAAUGUGCAGUGCAGGGCAUGGUAGACACACACACAUGCACACACAGAAUACAUGUUCAUAAGACACAACAUCCUCCUCAUGCAGGUUUUCUCUGCAACAGCCCUUCUAUGACAACUUCUGUCUACCUAUCUAUGUUGGUGUGUGUGACUGUGUGUGUUCGUUUGUUCAGGAAAACAUCUUCAGAUAUUAGGAGUUGUGUCUUCACCCUUUUAACAUCCAUUAAACUUACAAUCGUGACCUACCUGCAGUCGACGUUUGCGAGUUUAGCGUCGCUGAAAAUGCAACAAAGAGAAGAGUAGAAAACAAUGACGACACUGCGGUCGAGUCCAGCAUGUCACUGCAUCCUCCCAUCUGAGCGAGUAAACGUCGGGAGAAAACUCGUAAGGAUGCCACGCUAGCUGUAGGGAGAUAUGGGACAGUUAAGAUUUCUUGAGUUCCUGACUGAAUCAGUCAAAAAAAAAAAAAAGAAAAAAAUCAGCAAUAACACUCACCGUCGCUCAUGUGGAGAACAGAGGGGUCUCUUUAUUCCUUCCCUGUCAGUUCCGGGCUCACGUGCAAUCGUUCUUGCUGAUUAUCUUCCUUGUUGAUUGCUGUUUUUUAAUUGGGCAUAAAUGGUUUUAUGAAUGAAAUUUCUUUAAAUGUUUUUAAAUCAAAGUCCAAAGAAGGUAGCAUUUGUUUUUGUUUUUUUCUUUUCACUUGUUUGGGAAAGAUUUGGCAGAAAAUCAGUGAUUCUUUAGUUUUGAUGUGUAAAAUCUGACUUGAUUGUUGUUAAACCAAACUGGAAUGUGGCGAGGGUUCUCGUCUUGCCCCCCCCGAGCUUUUAAACUGGACAAAUCUAAAGAAAAUGCUAAUGUGCAGCUACAAGAGGAAUGAAUUCAUCUGAAUCUUGUGGUAGAACUCGAUGAACACAUAGUAGACGGCGCAGGUCUGAAGCUAAAAGGCAACAACUGUAUUUUAUAUUGGAUUAUUCUCAUGGUUCAAACCAUUUAAUGGGUCCUUCCAUCUGAAAGCACUUCUUGUUGGUGUUGGUUUUUGUGGUGUCCUGUCUGAGCCGGUGAAUUACUGCCCUCUGGAGGCUUGUACCUGUCACUGCGCAUCAGCGGUCACCAUGACGAUCGUCUUGUGUUUUGUGCUCUGAUUGGACGCUCAUGAAACAUUUUGUUCUACCUCAUUGUGUGUUCACCUGCCACUCAGACACCUGUCUCCCAAUCAGACCCAAGAUCUAAACACCCCAUUGGGUUUCAAACUGGAGUGCUCAAUGAUCAGUUUGGGGGAUUCAAAGAGAGAACACGCACAGAAAAAAAAAAAAGCCUGUGUGUGUUUGUGACUGAAUAUCUCGGCCUCAGCAUUUCAGUUCAAAAACCUAGCUGCAAAAUGAGAACACGACUGUCUUCAGGUUUUCAAUCAUAUAUCAAAAACAGCCACAUUUGGGAUUAACCUGAUUAUUUUAAUUCCAUAGAAAAUGUCCUGCUUAUCUUUCUUUCUUUUUUCAUGUAAUGAUUUUUGAAGUGCAAUUUUUUUUUAAUCCUCACGUGCAUGGAGUUGGAUCUUCUCUGCUGUUAAAUGCCUGCAUCUGCGCACAGUGCUAGCUGUAGCCUUCUGUAGUGCUCCCUGCCCAGGCUGAGUGAUUUGAACAUGGCGUGCUUGUCUGCAUGUUUUUAGUGCCCUGCGCAGCACUGCUGUUUCAGAUGCGUGAAACAGCCAGCGAGCCAAACCCCAAGUCUUCGUCCUUUGUCUUCGCCAGAUGUGCCAAUACACAUCCUCUCCUUAAGGAAAUUAUUUUGUCUUAAGUUUAAAAUGCCUCUUUUUUUCUGUUUAUUGGUCUUACUUAUUUUAAAGCUAAGGGACAAAUAAAGGGAUGUUUGGACGUAUGGCUCAACGUGCCCUUAGAUGCAGCUUCACCUUUUUUUUUCUGCCAUGACCUCUUUUCACUUGUCACAGGUGUGUGUGCGCGACACACUGUACUCUCACAAUCAUCACUAAGCUUUGCUGUUCACGUGUAAAAGCAGUAUAUUUAUGCGUCUGUGUACUGUAGAUGUCAGCUGUUGUAUUGCAUUUUCCACGUCUUUGUUCACGUGCUUGUUUCGAAACGAGGAUGAAUGAUAAAUGUAUAUAAAAGUCAGUUCAGUCUGCAGUGAAAAAUUCCACAGCUCAAACCUCCACAGCUGCUGCUCCUGGUCCUGAGUGAGUCCUGUGUGCACUUUAGCCUUAAACAUGUCCUCCUCCUCUUCCUCCUGCUGGACUGGACUGUGGAAGAAGAGAGGAGUGAGCUACAGUUCACACUCUCACCUGGUCUGUUUGCUGUCACCCCCCUCGUGCUGCUGUGUGGCUCCCCGGAGCCGUGUUUCUCCCCAUUUGCUGUAUUUUGCUGUGAGUUGAGUGGCACCUUCUUUGCCGUUUUAAAACUGGUGACGUGUUCAUGUCAUUAAUAUGAGUGCCCCUGACCAAGGUUACCAGCAGCAGCCAUGUUGGUACUGUAUGUUGACAUAGAGUAACCGAUAGACAAAUAUCCCUCAGUGUCUGGUGUUAUUUGCAUGUGAUCAGGGUGGGAAAUGAACACCCGCAGGUGAUAAAGCUUGACUGGGGCUCAGAUUUGUAUCUGCCAUCCAGUGUUGGCCAAAUGAUAAGCUAAGAAUUCAAAAAAUGUCCACAUACAUUUCAAAAAAUGUCUUAUUUAAAGGACAAAUUUGUAAGAUAUGGUCAGAAUUGUAGUGUUUAACAUUGUUUAAAAAUUACCCUUGCACUUUCAGAUGCGAGAUGUAAAAGUGGUGAGUUUUCUACUUAGUCUAAUAAGUAUUGAAAUGAACUCAUGAAAUGUCAAAAAAGGAAAUAUUUUUACACCUAUUUUCAGUCCAGUAUACCUUCUGAAUUUCUUCCUUCAAGGAUUUUAAGAUCCUCAUUAACUCAUUGUAAGACAUUCAAAUUCAGAAUAAACAAAAAUAAAUGAAAAUUUAGGUCAAAAUAAAUUCUCAAUAAAUACAGUGAGAUGUGAUCAUUUUCUGGCUCUACACACCAUUUUUACACACUGCUAAUGUCUUCUUAUUAGAGCUGCUGUAAAUUGCCUCUGUACCGCCGUCUUUCUUGGAGGUUGUGUUAAGUCCCAGUUUGGUGUCCAGCUGUGUUCAGUGUCACAUCAGCUGAGCCCUGGCACCCGUGGUCACUCCCCCUUUGAUCCAAAGUCCAGAUCCAGACAGUCCAGUCCAGUCAAACUCCUAAUGGUAGCUAGUUACAGCCAAGGAUUGCUAGAAAGGAGCAGCGGUUGUCAGGUACUCUGGUUAUACACUGCCUGCGUGUUUGGAGUAACCUUUAAAUUCUGGCCAUAUUCUACAAAUGACACCUUUUUAAAAAGUAAAAUGUCUGGUUGUACUCGGUCAGCCACUGUUGCUGGUGGACGAAGUUCAUUUCCUGUCCUGCAUGUGAUAACUGUGGGCUUUUGUUUUCAUACAGUAUGAUGCACUUUAAUCCAUCCACCUCGCUCCUCAAGAUAGUUAUUGAAAUGAUAUAUAUAGAUGUGCAGAUGUGUAUACACUCAAUGCAGGGUUAUAGUCUCUUUAAAGUAGUACUUCUAUGUGAUGUCACAUCCAACACAAUGCUAUUUUUGUUAAAGUCUAAGGGUACAGCUAUUUAUUAUAUUUUCUUUUCAAAACCAAAAAAAAAAAAAAAGAGUAACGGGGUCUGGAAGGUCUCAGGAGUUUAUUCAAAAAGCCACAUUUUUAAAAAAGGCAGCACCAAAAUUUCUGUUCUUGAAGUCAGAAUUGAUUCUAUGCAACAUUUUUUCCCCUUUUUUGUUUUUGGUGUACCGGCUUUCAUUGGUCCAUGUCGGGCGGCACGGAGCAGAUGCAUUUAAGCUGUUUUUGUUUUUUUUUUUAAAAAGGUGCAAGUCCUCAACAGUGUCUCCCCCAUUCAGUGAUUUCUGUACAUACACCCUGUUGUGGUGCUGCAGGGCGAAAGGACCUCUCUCAUUGUGGGUAAAAUAAAGAGGACCAUCCAUUCGUCAUCCCACUGCCCUCACAGAGAGAAAGCCAACACCUGGACUAUCGGUGCAUGUUUGAGCCCUUUGCUGCUCUGUGGCUCAAAGACGUCAAAGUUGGUGUAUGAAAUACAGAUUAUAAAUGAUAAAUCUCACCUAGAUGCUUCGAGGGAAGCUGCUGGACCAUGUGAUAACACUGUACUGUUGAUGUUGUAUAAAUGGAGAGAAAGACUUAUUUUAAAUCUUGUAAAUAAAAAAAAUGUACAAAGGUGAAAGCAAGAUAGAUAUAAAAACACUGAAGAUCAGUCUGAGAUGUAGAGAAAAAUUAAUCUGUAUAUUGUUGAAUAAAUAUUGUGCCGUAAGGGAAA
This is a messenger RNA of Acanthopagrus latus (yellowfin seabream), 6478 nucleotides long. Its product is annotated as protein FAM126B-like. The record is from RefSeq and is a predicted model, not a curated record. Gene Ontology annotation, biological process: phosphatidylinositol phosphate biosynthetic process; protein localization to plasma membrane. Gene Ontology annotation, cellular component: plasma membrane. NCBI's taxonomy places the organism in Eukaryota, Metazoa, Chordata, Actinopteri, Spariformes, Sparidae. The coding region runs from base 346 to 2142 and encodes 598 amino acids. The transcript has 13 exons.